AUGUUCCCAACGAAUAUUUUUGCGGCCUUCACUGACGAGGAUCCACAAUUUUCUUCGACGGAGAAACUUAUCAUACUCGCUUUUGCCAUAAUUGGUUGCGUGGCUGCCAUAUCUGUACCUGACUCCGCCACACAAGGGCCCAAUCCCCAGGAUAUCGCCACACCAGAACCCGAAUAUAUCGAUAUCGAUGAGCCGCUACCAGUAUCUGCUCCCGCACCAGUUCCAGUACAGUCUCGUGCUAGUUUCGUGGCAGCGCCACGACCCGUGGCUCGUCCAAUUCCUGCAGCUGCUCCCUCCCACGUUUCUCCUUCGUUUGUGCGCUCACCUAACCAGUCCUACCUGCCACCCGGGGUUCAACAAGUAUCUGGGCAUACUUUCAACCCACAAAGCGGCUAUCAAUACAGACAAGUACGCAGGCGCGUUUUCUACCGUCGUCGUUAUUAGGCGGGGAGAUUAGUCAAUCCAGUACUGUUGACCAUUGAAGUUGGAAAAAAUUUAAUAAAUAGAGGGUGCAAAUUAGUUACAUAGCUGCACAUCGGAAUAAAUAGCAUAUUUUGCAGUGCAACCAUGCUUGUAUAGGGCACUGACUAAAAAGUUGUACAUAUACAUUUAAAAUAUUACCUUCUUAGUUUUUGUUAGCAACUUUUUUCAUUUACCUGAUGAAAAUCUAUUUAACUCUACUUCUAUCAUUGGAAGCAGCUGCAUACUAUACAUUUUUCUCAGGACAUAAGUAAUACAUAUUUAUACAUGGUAAGACAAAAAAUACACACACAAAUACAUGAUCACACACAUACACAAACUCACGCUUAUUGAAGACUCAAUUACUCAGGUUUUAUAUUUAAUGGAAGGCAAUGCUAUAGUUACUAAUUGUUAUUGAACUGUACAAUAAAAAAAUAACUAUCUACCAUCGAGGGGAUG
This is a messenger RNA of Rhagoletis zephyria (snowberry fruit fly), 918 nucleotides long. RefSeq names its product arabinogalactan protein 1. NCBI's taxonomy places the organism in Eukaryota, Metazoa, Arthropoda, Insecta, Diptera, Tephritidae. The record is from RefSeq and is a predicted model, not a curated record.